AUGAACUUGACGCUGAACUGCGAGAAAGUAGCCUUGCUUCACCAACAAGGUUCUCAACAAGCAGAGUUGUUGAGAGAACAGGGUUUUCAACAGUUUGAACUGUUGAGACAGCAGCAGGCUGCUGCUGGCGGGUCGAUGCACUCGCGUCGACCCGAGACUUUGAAGAUUGACAUCUCAAAGUAUAGGGGGGUCGAAGAAGACUCCCUCUUGAGAUGGUUCGUCGAAUUGGAUGACGCCAUAAGGGCGCGUCGCAUCGACGACGGGGAUAUGCAAGUUGCAUUUGCCCAGUCAAAUCUGGCAGGACGUGCCAAGACUUGGGUACUGGGGCUCAAGUUGCACGACCCAUAUGCGUUUGGGUCGUUGGAAGUCUUCAAGUCGCGGCUCAGACAAACGUUUGAACCGCCUAGAGCUGAGUUCAGAGCUCGAACCGAACUCUUGAAGCUCAAACAAGGUAAGCGUGAUGUGCACGCUUACGGUCUUGCGGAUGGUCCCGUCAAGACUCACCUGUUCCGGCUUGAACUAGAUUCACUAGAACAAGCCAUUUCAAUUGCGGAGCAGGAAGACUUCAGUCUGAGACAGGCUCGCGCCAGCUCGACAUCAUAUCGUCAACCGAGACGAUAUGACAACGGAGGUCCAGAGCCGAUGGAACUCUGUUAUGUAGAGAGCGAGAAGGCUCGCUCUACAGGCUACAAGAAGUUGCAGAGAUGCAACAGAUGUCAAAAGACAGGACACUACGCUUACGAGUGUAGUGCCCCUCGUCCAGUGUCUCGCGACACUGGGCGUAGUGACCGUCCACCCAUGAGAAAGGGGCAGGGACGAGGGUCCGCAGUUGGUGCAAAGACGCAACAACGGGAUGGACCGUCAAAAAACGGACAGGAUCAGUAG
Molecule: messenger RNA, 885 nt
Organism: Peronospora matthiolae
Lineage: Eukaryota; Oomycota; Peronosporomycetes; Peronosporales; Peronosporaceae
Source: the annotation of a GenBank genome assembly